AUGAAUUACAAUUCAGGUUCAGCUAUAACGAUAAAGAUUUUGAUAUUAGGUGCAGGUGGGUUAGGUUCUGAAAUUUUAAAAAACUUGAUACCUUUAAAUAAGAUUAUUAAUGAAAUUCAUAUAAUUGAUUUUGAUACAAUUGAACUAACAAAUUUAAAUAGACAAUUCUUAUUCAAUGAAAAUGAUAUCGGCAAACCAAAGGCAAUUGUUGCUAAAAGCUACUUCGAUAAUCAUUUCCCAGAUUUAGAUAUCAAUAUCAUCGCUCAUAAUGAAGAUAUCUUCAAUUUAUCAAUGGACUUUAUUCAAUCAUUCAACUUUGUUAUAUCAGGUUUAGACUCAAUCGAGCCAAGAAGAUUCAUCAACCAAAAAAUUCUACAAUUAACUAAGGAUUCGAAUUAUAACAUAUGUAUACCUUUCAUAGAUGGUGGUACAGAAGGCUUUAAAGGUCAUGUUAAAACAAUCAUUCCAGGCAUCACCUCUUGUUGGGAAUGCUCUAUAGACACUUUACCUUCAAUACAAGAAACUGUCCCGAUGUGCACGAUUGCAAAUAACCCACGGUCAAUAGAACACAUUAUCCAGUACGUGAUCAAUGUCCAAUUCACAAAUGCAAACUUAGAUGAUAAAUCACACCUUGAUAAAUUACUACAAUUAUGUAUCGAGAGAGCAAACCAAUUUAAUAUAACCAUAGAUGAAAAAAAAUUUAAUGUAAACUAUAUCCUAGGAGUAAUUAAAAAAAUCAUCCCUAGUGUAUCAACAACAAAUGCAAUCAUUGCUGGCCAAUGUUGUAAUAUGUUAAUCAAAAUCUAUUACGACUUAUUAAAUUUCGAUAACUUGAAGAAUUUCAGUAUAUACAAUGGCUCGGAUUCUGUAUUCAAUUACGUCUACGUCCAUCAGAGAAACCCAAAUUGUACAGUUUGUAGUAGUAUUUAA
Messenger RNA from Vanderwaltozyma polyspora DSM 70294, 930 nucleotides. It is a transcript of the gene UBA3, whose product is annotated as NEDD8-activating protein UBA3. Lineage: Eukaryota; Fungi; Ascomycota; Saccharomycetes; Saccharomycetales; Saccharomycetaceae. Gene Ontology annotation, cellular component: nucleus; cytoplasm. The record is from RefSeq and is a predicted model, not a curated record. Gene Ontology annotation, molecular function: NEDD8 activating enzyme activity. The transcript has a single exon. Gene Ontology annotation, biological process: protein neddylation. Bases 1 to 930 code for a protein of 309 amino acids.